This is a messenger RNA of Sceloporus undulatus (fence lizard), 451 nucleotides long. RefSeq names its product protein S100-A12-like. Gene Ontology annotation, molecular function: calcium ion binding. The record is from RefSeq and is a predicted model, not a curated record. Gene Ontology annotation, cellular component: cytoplasm; extracellular exosome. The coding region runs from base 1 to 279 and encodes 92 amino acids. The transcript is spliced from 2 exons. Lineage: Eukaryota; Metazoa; Chordata; Lepidosauria; Squamata; Phrynosomatidae. Gene Ontology annotation, biological process: endothelial cell migration.
AUGUCUCAGAUGGAAAUCGCCAUAGAGGCCAUCAUCAACAUCUUCCACCAAUAUUCGGUCCGGAAACCUCACCCAGACAAGCUGAGCAAAGGGGAAACCAAGCAGCUCAUUGAGAAGGAGCUUGCGGGGUUCUUGAAGAACCAAGUCAACCCGGCCGGCAUUGAGGCACUUUUCAAGGAGCUGGAUCAAGACCAAGACAAAGAGCUCUCUUUUGAAGAAUUCAUGCAGCUGAUCACGAAGGUCUCUAUUGAUACUCACACCAAUCUGCACAAAGAGUGACGGAGGAAGCAGUGAUGCUGCCGUUUGGAUGCAGAAAAGAAGAAGGGAGUGAGGGCAGAAAAAAGGGAGGAAACGAAACAAAAAAAUCAGAAGGAGGGCAGAAAUGACGAAAGCGCAAAACGCACGCAUGCCAGGAGGGGUGUGUGCCCUGCAUACAAGGGCCUGAUCUGGU